This is a messenger RNA of Chenopodium quinoa (quinoa), 1291 nucleotides long. RefSeq names its product F-box protein CPR30-like. The transcript is spliced from 2 exons. Lineage: Eukaryota; Viridiplantae; Streptophyta; Magnoliopsida; Caryophyllales; Amaranthaceae. The coding region runs from base 121 to 699 and encodes 192 amino acids. Gene Ontology annotation, molecular function: protein binding. The record is from RefSeq and is a predicted model, not a curated record.
AAUUGCUUAUCAAAGCCACCUUUAUUCAAUUUUUACUCAGAAAAAAUUGAAGAAACCAACAAAAUAAGAACCACUCCUGUAGCUUGUAAUUCUGGAGCUAGAGCGUGAGCUAGGGCAACAAUGGCGGCACUUCCGACUGAGAUGAUCACCGAAAUUCUCUUACGCUUACCUGUUAAAUCACUUAUACGCUUCAAAUGCGUCUGCAAAUUCUGGAAUUCCAUAAUCAAAACCCCCAAUUUCAUCAAACUUCACUUCAAUCAAUCCCUAAUUUCCAACUCCGAUCGUCAUCUCCUCCUCUAUGAUGAGUCCAUUCAUUCCGCAGAACUCAACGAUAACCACCUCUCUUUCUCGGAGCUCCAGCUCCCUCUCUCAACUCAGGGAGUCCAGGUGUUUGGGUCUUGCAAUGGCAUCAUUUGCAUUGCCAACAAAACUGAAAUCGUGUUGUUAAACCCACUUACCAAAUCACAUUCUAAGGUACCUAUUACUCCAGAUCCUAACAGUGUUAAACCUCCUGUUCGUCUGUUCGGAUUUGGGUACGACAGUAAGAGCGACGAUUACAAGGUUUUGAAGUUGGUUCAAUGGUGUCCUAGAGAUGAUAUGGGUAUCUGCGUUGAAGUGGAAUUGUAUAGUCGCAAUAAUAAUACCUGGAAAUCUGCUCAAGUUAACGGAAUCGGGUCGAUGUCUGUGUGCUGUUGUUAAUUAUUAUUUAGCAGAAGAUAUGGAUUUUUGGAAAUGCGAUUUAUGGGUAAUGAAGGAGUAUGGAAACAAAGAGUCUUGGAUGAGAUUGUUUAGUAUUGGCAAUGAGUGUUUCCUGAGAUGCAAUUUAGUAUUGCCUAUUGUUUACUACAAAGAUGGGAAAAUUUUUUUGUUGGGCAUAAGCGACCUCAAGUUUGGUUGGUAUGAUUUGGAGUCCAAAACAUUUGAUGCAAUCAAACUUCGUGGAUUGCCAAGGGAACGUAUGAGGAUAGAGUGUUCUGUGGGGUGUUUUGUGGGCAGCCUUGUUUCGAUCGAAGAUAAGCUGCAAUCGGAAAGGGAAACCUUGCCAAUGAUAAAGAAGAAGUAAGCAGAGUUUUUAAAUACAAAUGCACAUAUUUUGUUAGUAUAAGACUUUGAAUCCUGUUUGCUUAAAUUCAUUUUCUGUAUUGUUCUGUGAUCUGUUUGGUUGGUAUGCAGGGAUGAUUAAUAGUAAUCGUCUAGUUUAUUACUAUUGAUUUGUAACAGAUGCUUAUUGCUCUUGGCUAAUUGUCACUGCUAAUCUAUCGUACCUUGUGAGCACAUUGCCACAUUUUAA